Molecule: messenger RNA, 3041 nt
Organism: Ilyonectria robusta
Lineage: Eukaryota; Fungi; Ascomycota; Sordariomycetes; Hypocreales; Nectriaceae
Exons: 4
Coding region: 1-2607 (868 amino acids)
Biological process (GO): positive regulation of transcription by RNA polymerase II; hippo signaling
Cellular component (GO): nucleus; cytoplasm
Molecular function (GO): transcription coactivator activity; protein binding
Source: RefSeq, a predicted model, not a curated record
AUGUCAGACCCUAUCACAGCCUCAAUAGAGAUCGGCAUCUCAGCCAUCAAGGCCGGUGCUGCGAUCGCGACUUGGUGGGAAGUGAGGCAGUCAAACAAACGCAAUGGGGGGCCAGGAGCCUCCAGUGGAACGGGAGCCUCGCUGGACGAGAUCUUCUUGGUCUUCUCCUCUUUGGGCCAGCGACUCAUGGCGCUAGAUGUCGUCAACUACGACGCAUUGCCGCAGGCCCUCGCAGCUGUCAAGGUGGCAGUGGAGACUUCCGAUGAUGAUCUUGCUUAUGAACUGGGUCGCCUCGAUCCGAUUCUGCAAUAUCUUGUUGCUUGCGCCUUCGUGUUCUGCGCCGCGUGUCAUCCCAUGUCCAUUUACUAUGGAUACGGCUGCGGAGUCAUGAACGACACAAGAUGGGCCAAUCCCGAGCACAGGUCGGCUUGGAACAUGGACAUCGAUCAAGCAAUUGCCUACUUGAAGAGCGUUCCACACCCCUGGAAAUUGCUCAAGAAGUCACCAUCUCAGAUCGGCAAGACCGAGCCCUUCUAUGAGCACGGACCUGUUCAAGCAGUUCGAGAAGCACGGGUAUCCUCAGCCACUACCCCCGAACGACACAUCAAAAUCGGCACUUGGGGGAUGCCAUUCGCAACCUAUGGCGGCACGUCUAUAUACGCAGACCACGGCCAUAACUUUUCAGCAGCAAUUGCUUGGCAACAAGACCCGGGCCGUUUCCUAUACGCCUGGACCGUUGGCGAGCACGCGGAUCUUCGACCUGGGGAGGCCAUUUUGCUGCCCGAGGAUCACAUCGCAGCCUUGGCAGUUUGGCUCGAGGGGCUGAACGGAAUCACAUUCAAGGUUCUCCUGGAUUCGGAGCUAGACUGGAGUAAAAUCAAGCUCAAGUCGUCGUCAAAGAAGCACCUGAUUGCACAUACUGGAAGCGAGCAUGGAAUUAGGAACGUGCCCGAUGUCAUUGUACGAAACCCCGACCCCACGGCGCUGUUGACCGCACAGCUUGACACUCUCCACAUGGUAUCGACAUCAGUACCAUUGAUAAAAGCCAAGGAAUCGCCAGUUGCUUCCGCAGGCCCAUCAUCGCCGUCUCCGAGCUCUUCGGAAGUGAUAUCUCCUCAGUCGCCCGGGGCAUACAUUCCGACGCCUACAUCUCCACUGUCGGUGAUUUCUCCACAAACAACGCAGGCAUCGACAGUCUCAGAGCCGAUAAAAAUUUACGGAGAAGACCAAAUGCCUCGUGCGGAGCCCUCCAUACUGUCAACGCCGACCAGUCCUCAUGUUCCUUCAUCACCUACAACCUGGGACCGACCCGCUCCCGUUCCUCUGUCCCCCCUUCCACCUGGCUGGGAGCAACGAUUCACUCCUGAUGGGCGUCCUUACUAUGUCAACCACACCACGCAAGCUACAACAUGGGACCGACCCGCUCCCGUUCCCCUCCCUCCCCUUCCACCUGGGUGGGAGCAAAUGUUGGCGCCGGACGGAAGGACUUACUAUGUCAACCACAACUUGCAGUCGACAACGUGGGAUCGACCACCUCCUGUAGACACACUGCCGCCUAAUUACCAGACAGUGGCCUCGAGACGGCCUGUUUCAUUGAGCACUGCGAGCUCGUCCUUCGGUAUGCCUCGCUCCGAUGGGGGUUCUUCUAUUACGAUGCAGUCGGAUUGUACCGUGGGCGUUUUCAGAUCCGAGCAAGGUAUUGGAAAGAUCCAGGACCGUCCCAAGCCUCCUCCACAAAAGCGACGAGAAUUGUGCAAUACCCGUUUGUACACUGGUCAGCGGAAAAUCGUCUGCUGGGUAGCAGAUAUGCCUGUCACACCUGACAUAUAUGAGCAACUCCCAUCUGAUCAAUACGAAUCUUCAUACAUCAGACACACUGCACUGGCAGGCGAGGCCUCGGACCUGCCAAAGCUGGACUACGCUCUUCGCCAAACCGGUCGUACCGAGCUUGUCAUCGGGGUGAAUUUGUAUAGCGAGUCAAGUUACACACGCGAGGUUUUGAACAGCCAACUGACGACGACUCUUGGAAGCGUCAUGGAGGAACUUACAACAUACUCGUUUUCGGGUGAUUUCAACGACAGAUGCAACGGCUCUCCGCUGACGGGCAUUGUCGUCUGUAUCCUGGUGCAUCAAGAUCGGAUGAAAGAAAUCCCCUGGCUGCGACAGAUGGGCAUCAGUUUCCUAUGGGAUCUGCCUUCUUCCGUGCCGAUAACUGACUCGAAGAAGGGGAACGCCAAGUUCUACGAUGAUGCUCAUAAAGCCACCCGCAAGAUUCUCGGCAAGGAGGUCAAGGUGGUUCUAAAUGAGUGCGCAACUACAUUUCGCUUACAGAACUGGCGAGACAGCAAGGCGCUCAUACCCGACAUCGUAUCAGGAGGAGACCCAGUUCAACUGUUGCUGUGCUCGACUUAUCGUCCUUGGACACUAGGAUCAAAGGAGUAUUUAAAGCAAAUUACUCGGGUGCUAGAUGCCCGAUUAUGUAUUGAUGUCAACGGGGGAACAACAGUCACUGGUGGGUCAAUCGAGAAGCAGUGGCAGCUGUCCAGGAACAGGAGGAAACCAAGCGAGUCCGGGAAUGAUGUUUUUGUUGAGGAGUACCUAGGAUAGUUGAGAUAGUGAUUGUGGUUCGCCAUCAGUAAGCAAUGCGACAUUGCCUCCUAGAUCUAGGAAAGGCAUUGGCCUGCUCGGACUCAACUUGUCUCCUCUGUUACAAUUGGCGAUGAUCUUUUCCGCCUCUCACAUGUGUCCUGCACUAAGUGCACCCCGAGUGACAAACAUACAUCUUUGUCCGAGCAAAAAUAUAGCUACGCGCGAAUAGAAAGCUCAGGAUCGGAUGAUCAGGUACACACCAGCAAAUCGGAUGGUCGAAUUGACGCAUUAUGCAGAUGGAAGAGAAUUGACGCCACCACCCUAGGCCGAUGACAACCACGCUUCCCACCACAAAGGGAAACGCAGGCUACAUCAGCUAACGGCAAGUCAUACCCACAAUGACCAUCUACAUUUCCUUCCAGCUGCUUCCGUCAUAGCCAAAAACCCUGCUC